AUGGGUAUAAUGCGUAAUCGACUUCGGCCAAGAGCUCAUGUUACCAAUGCAUGUACAAAUUGCAAGCAUAGAAGAAAAAAAUGUUCUGGAACAUUUCCUUGCUCAAAUUGUAAAAAGAGGAAGCUUGAAUGUGUUUUUAUUAAGUCUAAUGAAAGACGUGGCCGUAAACCAAGACCAAGAGCUUCUUCUAGUAAUAAAGAUGAAUUGAAUUAUUUAAAUCGUGAUCUGUCAACGUUAUCUUCGUUAUCUACACUUAUCACCCCACAAGCUUCUACAAACGCCUCGUGGGAUGGACUCCAAACCGAUAUAACUAAUACUACAACUUAUGAUGAGCUAUCUCAUUCUGGAUUUCCAAUUGUACCAUUAACCGAGCCAAAUCAAGCAAUUCCAGCAAAUAACGAUUAUUCUAUAUCAUUUACUCCUAUUUCUUUUACUUUAGAUCAAGCUGUUUCAACAAAUAAUAUUAGUUAUUAUUCUACAUCAAAUCAGAUCAUUUCAUUAAACGAUGUACAUGUGACUAACGAAUUAUUUCAUGAAUACCAGUUUCACGAUUUUUUACUUCCCGAAACCUGUGAACAUGAUAUCACAAAUGAUCCUAUAUCUUCAAUUUCACAAAUUGAUUCUUUACAUCUAGAAACUUGUAAUCACAACUUUAUGAAUGGUUCUGUCUCUAUUUACGAGACCGAUACGAUUUAUUCGCAACAACCAACUUUACAACCUGAUCCUUUGCAGUUAGAUUCUUUUACGAAUGAUCCUUGUGGAUUAAAUUCAUUAACUUUACAAUCCGAAUUAUUAGAACAAACUCAUACACAUAUGUGA
Messenger RNA from Dentiscutata erythropus, 819 nucleotides. The record is from the annotation of a GenBank genome assembly. Lineage: Eukaryota; Fungi; Glomeromycota; Glomeromycetes; Diversisporales; Gigasporaceae.